Molecule: messenger RNA, 3473 nt
Organism: Astyanax mexicanus (Mexican tetra)
Lineage: Eukaryota; Metazoa; Chordata; Actinopteri; Characiformes; Acestrorhamphidae
Product: metalloproteinase inhibitor 3
Exons: 5
Coding region: 168-809 (213 amino acids)
Biological process (GO): negative regulation of membrane protein ectodomain proteolysis; negative regulation of endopeptidase activity
Cellular component (GO): extracellular matrix
Molecular function (GO): metalloendopeptidase inhibitor activity; protease binding
Source: RefSeq, a predicted model, not a curated record
GCCGCACUCUGAGCGGAGCAGAAGAGCAGAGGAGACACACACACCCUUAUAUAUACUCUCACACACACUCACACACUCACACUCAGUCAGAGAGAGACUCAGCCUCGAGAGAGAGAGAGAGAGAGAGAGAGAGAGAGACCCGCACAGUUCUGAGUAACUCCUCCAUCAUGAAGCCUCGCUACCAGGUGCUGUGCGCGCUGCUGCUGCUGUGCAGUCUGCGGGAGGACCUGCUGACGGAGGCGUGCUCGUGCGCGCCCGCGCACCCGCAGGACGCCUACUGCAACUCCGACAUCGUGAUCCGAGCCAAAGUGGUGGGGAAGAAGCCACUGAAGGACGGACCCUUUGGCACAAUGCGCUACACAGUCAAGCAGAUGAAGAUGUACAAAGGAUUCAACAAAAUGCAGCACGUCCAACACAUCUACACAGAUGCCUCAGAGAGCUUAUGCGGAGUCAAGUUUGAAAUCAACAAGUACCAGUACUUGAUCACAGGCCGUGUGUAUGAUGGGAAGGUCUACACGGGGCUGUGUAACUUCAACGAGAGGUGGGAGCGUCUGUCCCUCGCCCAGAAGAAAGGAAUCAACCAUCGCUACCAGCUGGGCUGCAACUGCAGGAUUAAGCCCUGUCACUACCUGCCCUGCUUUGUGACCUCAAAGAACGAGUGCCUGUGGACGGACAUGCUGUCCCACUUCGGCUACCCUGGUUACCAGUCGCGCCACUAUGCCUGCAUCCAACAGAAAGAGGGCUACUGUAGCUGGUACCGGGGGAUGAUCUCACGUGACAAAACCAUCGUCAACACCACUGACCCCUGAACACUCCCAGCACUUUCCACACACUUUCCCUCUCUUUUAAAACCUGGCUUCUUUCUACUAUCCCUCAAACCUUCAUUUAAAAAAAAAAAGUUAUCCAUAUGGAGACGUAGGUCAAGUCUUGCAGACUGCGGCAACUUUUACAGGUGCCUGUGAAAGCACUUUCAGUGUACACAAUACCUGUGUUCUACUGCGUACGGUCACGCUGUGGUCACCCUACCUGCACUCUGCUGUCCACAGAGACACGCUGAGCUGUUACCGCCCUCAGAAGGACACAUUAAAGGGAGAGACAAGAGUUGUAUCAGGGAAAAAUCUUGCCAUUAAAAUAAUCAGAAAAGCUGCCUUUAACUUUAAUACUGUACAUACAGAAAUAAUAAAUUAAGAUUAUAUUGAUUUCUUAAGUUUUAGCACUAUAUAUUCCUUCAAAACUAUUCAGAUCAGAUUAAAUAAAAUGAAAUAAAAAAAGGCUUGUUCAUAAUCAAGAAAUCUUCCCUUGCAAUUUCUUGUGUCCCCCUUUAGGUCUUUUGAGAAUGCACUAAACUUGCUUUCUAAACUGCUGGCGCUUUUUCAACAUCACAGUUGCGUAUAAGGUGAAUGAUACUUCCAGUGUUGUUCUAUAAAGCAAUAAGUGUUACAUGCCGUAUAUAAUCUCUGGCAAAGAAAAAAUAAUGUAUUGUGCCAACAAACAGCGUCAUUUAAAACAGCACACGUGAUUCUCAACAACAGCGUUUUAAAAACCAAUCAGAGGGCAGUGUUCAUGCGAGGUAAUAAUUUAUGAAAGCAAUACUUUACGGUCCUCCCACAGAAGCACUUAGGUAUUGUAUUAUAAUGAUUUUAGAGUUAUAUGAAUAACUGUAUGUGCGUAUACACAGAUAUACAAAUUUCCACAAUAUAUAUAUACUGUAAUACAGAGAUAUACAGUUCUCCACAGUUCUUGAGGUCUGAAAACUACAGUUUUCACCCUCUCAUUACCAGGCCUGGUAGAAAGUGGCCAACCAUUUCCAUUACCAGUCCAAUUAGCCAUCUGUAAUAAUUACAGUUUGAGAUUUGAAUACCUCUGCUGUAAACUAUAUAUUUAUGAAAUCUCUGCUUGCCUCCUGCUUUGUGCUGUAGAGUUCAAUUUCCAUAGUAUAAUCUCAUGUAUUGAGGAUGUAUUUGUUUGAAUAUUCACAAAAAAAUCUAUCAAAGAUUUCUAUAUAUAUAUAUUUUUUACAAGAAAAUGCAGCAAAAAUGAACCUUAUAGCACAAAUUUUGGGGAACACUUAUUUUUUUUGAGAGGGGCAAUAGAUGCAAUUUAUUUUGUUUCUCUUGCUGUUUGAUAUAAGCUAAGAAACAGUGACCUGACUGAAACCUCUGUUGUAUGUCAUGAGCACUAAUAAUGUUACAAUGGAUUAUUACACCUUCUGAGUUAGUUUAAGGUUGGUUGACGGUGGUUCUCAUUUUGGUCCUCAGAGACACCCCCAGUGGCUCACAUUUUAGCUCUAUGUGUUGGGAUCUGGCACGUAGCCAAAAUAUCGAUUGGUGUUGGGUGGUGGCCCUGAGUGCAGAUAAAAAAAAAGUACUGGUUUACAGUGUAGACCACACAAUUAUCAUCUGGCUUUUUUAUUAUGAACCUUUUUAUUAUGUACUUAGAAUAAGAUCACACAUUUCAUGCAAAUAAUAUAUGAAAAGCUGAAACACCGGAAAUCAAUGCCAGAUAUGUCUAAUUACCAACAAAAUACAGUGCCAAUGCAUCUUAAACUAGUAGUUAUUGGUGUUAAGCAAAUUGAUGGUACGUCACUGCAUAAACAGAGGUUUUAGCUCUAAAGUAUUUCUGUAUAUGUAAAAUAUAUUAAACUAUUUCAAAUGAAAAGAUGCAAAUAAUUGUGAUUUGUCACUAACCUUUUAUUUUUUUAUUUUUUGAGAUUAUUCACAGUAUCUUCAGUCCAUUCCUCUGAAAGGGACUAAGGUGCUUUGGGCCGGGAUGACACGACAGACAUAAACAAUACUUAUCAGCUACCCAUUACCAAAUUAUUGUUUAUCAAUACUUUUGGAAAAAAGGUUUCAAUCCAAGAUCCUGGUGUACCCCUGUCCUGCAUGUUUAGGUUAAGAGCUUUCUCUGCUCUAAUAAACCCACUUUAAUUAGGGGUUUAUUAAUGAGCUGGACAGUUUAAUUAAACGUGUGGGGUCAUUGAAAACACCAAUGGCAGGGUUUAAUCUAAUAAUCCACUACCACUGAUCUGUUGUCGCAGUGUCAUCGCUCAUGUUCUGGACCACCAUAGUCUCUGUCACUUUAAUGUGGGUGGGUUGGGUGAUGCUAAUGUAAAAUACUGUCUGCUUAACACGCACUCCAGUCAAUCCAGUCCUGGAUGUUUUUAGGGGAAAGGCUGAGAAUGAUCAGGAGAGACUUUAUGUAAAGUGAGUGUGUGAGGAUGUGUGUAUACACCGAUUCCUAAGGGGUAAACAAUUUCCCAUAGGGGCUUACAGAAAUGUUUUGAUUUUUAAUUUGUGUUUUAUAUUUUUAUAAUAAAGAUUUAAUGAAAAUUGCAUUUGUGAACAUGUCAUAUUUAACAAAAUGUAUGUCGAUAUUUUAAAUAUAAAAUUCCUAUUUGAAAUGCCUGUCUGAAACUGGACAGGAUGACUGUAUAUAUGUUAUAUCAGUUUCGAAAUAAACAAAUCAUGUUUGUU